Molecule: messenger RNA, 1050 nt
Organism: Capsella rubella
Lineage: Eukaryota; Viridiplantae; Streptophyta; Magnoliopsida; Brassicales; Brassicaceae
Product: pectinesterase inhibitor
Exons: 1
Coding region: 83-922 (279 amino acids)
Molecular function (GO): enzyme inhibitor activity
Source: RefSeq, a predicted model, not a curated record
CAAAAAUUGGACACCUUUAAAACCAGUCAAUUAUAUAUUGUUAGCUUUCAAAUUCCAAAGCAUCACCGAAUUAAUUAAAAAAAUGGAGCCAUACAAAGUAAUUGUCCUCAUCGGAGUUACUGUUUGCUGUUAUACAUUCUCCGGCGUCCAAGCCAUCGGCCGUUCAGUAGAAGAUGCAUCCCAAGCCCCCGCUUCCUCGCCUGAGGGUCCGCUUCUUGAACCGCCCGUAUCAUCAAUCUCGGCCGUCCCAGCCUCCGCACCAUCCCCGACCUCAGAAGACAUAGGCUCCGGACCUUCAACUUCCACGACGGAGACAUCCGCACCCGGACCAUCCGAAGAAGACAUAGAUAUGGACAUCGACAUCGACUUCGACUCCGUGACAAACAUAGCAGAUCUAGCUCCUAAGUUUGAGCACAUAACAAAAUUUGAUUUCUCAUCAAUGAAAAUAGACACGACGGCGAAAGAUCUCUGCAAAAACACAGAUUACAACAACGAAUGCAUCGCGGCGAUUCUACCGGAUCUACGGAAACGAGACGGCGGGAGCGGAGGAUUCGAAGCCAAGGAUGUGAUGCGAAUGGAAGCAGAGUCUCUGUUCAAAAAAGCGAAGGCGACUCUCGAUUACGCGAAGCGUGUGAUGGAAGAUAGCAAAACGCCGAUGCCGGUGAAGGAGGCCAUGAGUGUUUGCGUCGAGAAUUACGAUUCGUUGAUCUCAGGUCUUGAAGAUGCCAAGACGGCGAUGGACGAUGGAGAUUACGGGAGAUUAGAUUCGGUUUUGAGCGCGGCGAUCUCCGAUGUGUCGACUUGCUCUGAUAAUUUCGUGGAUAUUCCUGGUGUUGACUCCCCGACGGCGUCUCUAGAUGAGCUCAUGAAGAAGCUCUGUAGCAACGUUUUAGCCAUGUCUCAAAAGGUUCAGAACCGUUAGAUCGAUCCAUGCAUCCCGCUGAUAUUUUGAUCUUCAGUUCAUUUUUUACGUUAUUAUAUAUGUACAUAUCAGUCUUUUUUUUUUUUGCCACGUGUGCGUAUGUUUGUUAUUUACUACCGACGUUUCUU